Myxocyprinus asiaticus (Chinese sucker) is the source of this 4694-nucleotide messenger RNA. RefSeq names its product RNA binding motif protein 14a (gene rbm14a). The transcript has 6 exons. Gene Ontology annotation, cellular component: cytosol. Bases 151 to 1812 code for a protein of 553 amino acids. Gene Ontology annotation, molecular function: zinc ion binding; mRNA binding. Lineage: Eukaryota; Metazoa; Chordata; Actinopteri; Cypriniformes; Catostomidae. The record is from RefSeq and is a predicted model, not a curated record.
CAGCGCGUUAGGUAAGAGGGUAGACAAAACAGUUCUGUCGAGUUUGUUACCUUAAGUCUUCAAAUUACUGCAUUGUUUCUGGUCUCUUCUCCGAAUUGUUUUCACAAAGAAAUACGGCUUUUGCUCAACGUUAGGGUAUUCUGGGGUGCAAUGGACGACAGCAACGGUGUGAAGCUCUUUGUUGGGAAUCUGGAUUCGGACACAACUCAAGAUGACCUAAUAGGGCUUUUUGCCUCUUACGGAGAAGUGGUGAACAUAACUGUACUGAGGCAGUUUGCCUUUGUCCAUCUGCAGGGAGAAGGGGCUGCUGACCGUGCCAUCCGCGAUCUGAAUGGUCUAGAGUACCACGGCCGGAAUCUUGUAGUUGAGGAAUCCAAAGGGAGGCCCCUCAAUUCCAUCAAAGUAUUUGUGGGGAACCUGUGUGCUUCCUGUACAACUGAAAAUCUUUUUGAUCUCUUCUCACCUUACGGCAAAGUUCUUGAUUGCGAAAAAGUAAAGACUAAGCCCUCCUCUUUAGUAGGCUACUCCUUUGUGUACAUGGAGCGCAAAGAGGACGCAGAACAAGCCAUUGAGGGUGUUCACGGGACCUUAUUUAUGGGCCGUCCACUCGCAGUGGAGCUCUCAAAGGCACAGCUGACCACAAACAAGGUCCCAUGUGCCAGCUGCGGUGCACACGGCCAUUUUGCAGGUGAAUGUCCGAUCAACAGGCCUCCCAUUGAACACCACCAGAGUCAAGCAGCUGUUUUAGCUGCUGCUGCGGCCGCUGCUGCUGGGCUUCCCCUUCAGGUUCAACAGAGUGUCCACAACUCUUUUUACAACACGGCAAGCAGUGACCCUACGUUUGCAGCUCUAAAAGACUUGACCACUUCCAGGGUUGAUGGCAAACCCGUUAGUGCUGCAGUCUACGGGGCUCUGGCAAGUCAAGUUUAUGGUGCUGUUGCAAACCAGGUGCUUAAUUCAGUGAAGAGCCAGGCUGCGGAUGGCUACCCCACUGAAGCAGAGGUGCCAUCAGGUGCCGCUUCUGUUAACCCAGCCUAUGGAGUAAAUUCCUCUGCGUAUAGUGCCAGUCCAGCUUAUGGGACCAUGGAAGGAACAGAGCCUGACUCCCAAGCCAUCUUUGAAGCUGCCCGGGCUCGAUUCUUUGAGCAGGGGCAACAAGUGCUGGCGGAACAGCAGGCUGUGACCAAAUCUGACAGAGACCGAAGCCCAAUACGCCGCUCAGCCCCAUUACUGCCUGACCCAGUUCCCCAGCCAUUCUCCCAGACACGACCCAAACGGCGGGCCCUUCUUCCAACACCACCUGGUGGACCAGAAAUUCCUGCAGUUAAAAAUGGAGACCCGAUUGCAAGGUGCUAUGCAGAGUACUAUCAACAGUACCAGCAGUUCCAACAGUACCAACAAUACCAGCAGUACCAACAGUAUCAGCAAUACCAGUACAGCUACCCACCACCACCACCACCUCCUCCGAUGCCCAUGAUGCCUCCAACCACAAUGGAUGUACAACAGCUUGCCGCCCCUGGCACUGCUGCUUCACCAAGAGUAAUGCCCCUCAGGCAGUCUUCAGUCUUUCAUUCCAAAGAAAUAUGGUGGGGUACACACACAAAACUCACUUGGCACAUGCAGUCCAUACUUUCACCACUCUCUGUGACAACUGUAACAUUUGAGUUCAUCUAUUUAGUUGAAUCUCACAGGCAAACAUUCACUGUAGUGUUAUUGUUCUCAAUAUUAUGUAAAACAGAGUGGAGAUGGAAAGGUGGUGGUGUAGCUUCUUUCAGCACACCAGGGCUCCACACAAAUUAUUCUACACAGUAAAUAUAUUAUAUCUGUUGUGUAUUAUUGUAAAUAGUGCAUGUCUCUUGUUAUUCUUACUGCUGUUCCAGCCACAUUCUCCCUUUUCGCUAACUACAGCUAAAAUGGCUCCCGGGCCUCAGGACAUCAAGUUGAGCAUGACGGGGGAAGAGAAUUAGCGCCCCACAAUGCCUCGGACGCGCUCCCCGCUAAGGUAAAGCCCUUUGCCCCCCACCACGCCUGCACCUCGAUCAUACACUUCCCCUCAAUGAUCCUAGCACAGUUGCUAGAGAAGCUCAGAUUAGGCCCACAUCCAGUUUAUACUGACAAUAAGGGCAACACAUAGUGGGGAUGGUUCUUCUUGCCAUGUGGUAGGGCCUACUGAGGGGAAAUUGUGUCUUAACGGCUAAAAAAUUUUGUACAAUUAGCUCAUUCAGCUUGGGUACCAAAAAUGCUCAUGGUUUGGUAUCUUGUCUGUUAGUGGAAUCACUUUUAAAACUUCACUCAUUACAUUUUUUAGAAAACCAAUACAAUCCUUUUGAUGACCUACUAGUAGAUCAGCGUUUCCCAACCCUGGCCUUGGAAUACUGCCAACACUACACAUUUUGGAUGUCUUCCAAAUGUAACACUGCUGAUUCAACUCAGUUUGUUAGUUGAGGCUCCAAGACUUGAUUUGGGUGUGUUAAAAUGUGCAGUGUUGGGGUACUCUUAGACCAGGGUUGGGGAAACACUAUAGAAGUGUGUUGGGGAUCUUCUUGGAAACUGUAGUUUCCCAAGCUACUCCUAACUUAUAGAUAAACUACUGUCAAGCUACUCUUUAAAAGUAGUCAGCUACACUUUGAGUUUCUGACAAAUUAGCUAACUACGUUGUAGCUGUUUAACAAAGAAAAAUAUUUUAAAAUAAUAUAUAAUCAGAUGAUAUUUAAUUCUGCAGUAAGAAUUUCUGAUUGCAGAAUUAAAUACCACGCAGCAUUAAACAACUAGGUUAACAUCAUUAAAUUGAACAUUGAACAAACUAAAAAAACUAAUUAUUUUAUGUAAUGCAGUGAUUAACCACAAAGUCGCUUUAAUAAUGAAAUGUAGUUUCCAAACGCAUCUUGCUAAACACAAGUGAAUUGUUUACCUUGAAUUCGUUCAUCUACAUAAACUAAAAGAACCGAUUGCCUUGGAUGAUUUGGAUUUUCCAGCACUACUAAUGAGAGCGAGGACAGUUGAGGUGAGUGCGCUUGAUCACUCCCUUUGCUCCAUUGAUGCGUGGACAACACAGUGAGCGUGUUUACAUGCACAGUAAUACACUGAUCACCAUAAAAAAUCAGCUAAAAAAAAAAAAAGAACGUAAGAAACCAGUUAAGGAGCAGUCACACUCCAUUUCACACUCCAUUCAGAUGCGUCCGAAUGCGGGAGACAGGAAACGCAUACUCAUGCGAAGAAAUUUUGUACUAUGCCACAGAGGAAAGUUCAAGUUUGGCAAACUCUGACCUUUGAAUCUGGAUAGGAUGUGUGAGCAAUAGAAGAUUGAAUCAUCACAUUGAUGCACACUAUUUAAGACCUUACCCCGAUAAAGGCGUCUACAUGACCACACUUGUUGGAUUAUUAAGCAUAAUUGGUGUAAGAUAGUAUGUAAACACGCACAGUGUGACAAAUGUGGCGUUUUGUGAUGCUACACCACUACUCGUUGAAAUAUAGCUGAGCUUCUGUCAUGCAACUCAAAAAAAUGUAAAGUUAUUUGAGUUAGUACUUGUAGUUAGUUACUUCCCAACACUGAUCAUCAGUUACUAAAAACAUGUUAUUUUGGCAUCACAAAAUGGCAUCAAGGUGUGCAGAAAAUAAAUUUCCAUUUGAAGCAAUAAGAGGGAACAAUCCAGAUUAGAUCAUUAAGGAGUUUUUGCCUUGGCUUGUUCUGAGGCAUUUGGUCUUGUUAAAGCACUUCCAGUGAGACGAGGCGGGCACACUUGUUCAAAGCUGAGGUGCUCCAGCUGUGCUUUGAAUACUUAAGAAGGGUGCAGUGCAGUGCUGUCCAAAAGGCCCAAAUCCAAGUAGGGCAGUCAUCUUAGGUGAGUAACCAAUGUGCUGUUGUCCAGCUCAAAUCCACUUCUCAGACCCCAUCACUAGGCCUACUGCCACCAUUUCAGCCUUAUGAGACCAUAGAUCCCACUGCAACCCUUUCUGAUUUCAUUGUCAGCUCUAGAGGGCUUUGCACUCAGAUACAUUGAGGCUCUACAGUUGAAAAUGUCUGUAAAUAAAAAAUCAUAAAUUUUCCUGCCAGAGUUGUUCCUUUGUCCUUUCAUGGCAUGGAUAAUGGAGCUGGAUAAUGGAUAAUUUUAUAAGAUGUGCACAUGUAAAUAAAUCCAGUAAGCUACUUUUUCAAAUUAAUAUAGGGACAAUCUGCUGCAAAAGGUUUGUCAGAAACAUGUAAAGGUAACCUUUUAAGGUAUUCAGCUUCAGAAAGUCCUAAGAGAGUUUCACUACAAACUCUUUCCCUAUCUGUAAUUAUUUUAAUUUUUCUAACUUCUAGUUUAUGUAUUCCUCCAAUCUUCAAAAGAACUUACAUCAAAUCUCAAAUUCACCUUUUAACACUGAAUACUCUUGGCCAUCAUGCAGGUUGUUGUAUUUUUAUUUUCUCUCACACCCUUCCAAGCUGGUACAGACAGUAGACCAUUACUUGUAGAUAAACUAUUAUUGCAAAUAAUUGACACCUGAAAUAUUCAGUGAUUUCGGGAAUUACGUCAGCCAAGUCCAUUGAUUAAAUUUUUUUAAGUAUGUCUGGAUGGGCAGCUUUCAUUUUGGUGUAAUUGUAUCAGAAAUUUCAGAGGGGUGUAAAUCUUUUCUUAAUAUUUACAUAUUGGCUUUAGGCUAUGAUCUUUGUACUUUGUUCCUGUAAAGUUCAAUAAAUUAUGCUGAAAUGG